UACUUCUACCUUACACUUACCCCCCCCAUCUUCCUUCAACCAUUUCAUUCUCAUCCUCUUCCCUCACCGCCUCUUUCUCUCCCUACGCUAGCACGCAAUUCCUCCAUGACCUCCACCCUCCCUUCCUCUUCCCCUUGGCCCAAUCCAACAAACCCUAAUUUCGUCUCCCCUCACAUGUCUCCAAAUUCCGAUUCCGUUGAUCUCUCCGAUAUCUCCGCCGCCGUCACUGACGCCGCCGUUAACGAUGAACCCCGUUCCGUCACCGUCACCGUCACCUCCCCCACUAACUCCACCGUCAUUACCCCUAAUCCUAGCCCUAAUUCCGUUGAUUCAUCACCUCCGAAUGUACUCUACCUCUCCUUCAACCAGGAUUACGGUUGCUUCGCAGCGGGUACAGAUCGCGGGUUCCGGAUCUACAACUGUGACCCGCUCCGGGAGAUUUUCCGACGCGAUUUUACCGGCACUUCCAACACUGGUGGUGGAAUCGGUGUUGUUCAGAUGCUUUUCCGGUGCAAUAUAUUAGCUUUAGUUGGUGGAGGUAACGAACCUCAGUAUCCCUUAAACAAGGUUAUGAUUUGGGAUGAUCAUCAAUCUAGGUGUAUUGGUGAGCUAUCGUUUCGAUCUGAGGUGAAAUCUGUGAGGUUAAGAAGGGAUAGAAUUGUGGUUGUUUUGGCUCAAAAGAUAUUUGUAUACAAUUUCUCUGAUUUGAAACUGUUACAUCAGAUUGAGACCGUUGCGAAUCCUAAGGGUUUGUGCGAGGUUUCACAAGUGUCGGGAUCAAUGGUUUUGGUUUGUCCAGGUUUGCAGAAGGGUCAGGUGAGGGUGGAACAUUACGCGUCUAAGAGGACUAAGUUUAUAUUGGCACAUGAUUCGAGGAUUGUGUGUUUCGCGUUGACGAAUGAUGGGAGGUUGUUGGCUACUUGUAGCAGUAAAGGGACUCUUGUUAGAGUGUAUAAUACUUUAGAUGGAUCUUUGGUUCAAGAGGUCAGGAGAGGUGCAGAUAGAGCAGAAAUUUAUAGCCUUGCUUUUUCUCCAACUGCACAAUGGUUAGCUGUUUCCAGUGAUAAAGGAACUGUCCAUGUAUUCAAUCUAAAGGUUGAUUCACCAGCUUUAGGAGUUGAUAGACCAAGAGGGGCAUCUGAGUCAAAUGCUACAUCUCCAUCAGCUGUGUCUCAUCUCUCCUUUAUUAGAGGUGUGCUACCAAAGUAUUUCAGCUCUGAGUGGUCUGUGGCGCAGUUCCGCUUACAAGAAGGUCUGCAGCACAUUGUGGCCUUUGGUCACCAAAAGAAUACGGUUGUGAUUCUUGGCAUGGAUGGCAGUUUCUACCGAUGCCAGUUUGAUGCAGCAGCUGGUGGGGAGAUGACCCUGUUGGAGCAUCACAGUUUCUUGAAGUCUGAGGAGAACUUUUAAUUUGGGAAAGCUAGCUGGGUGCGUGCUAUGGAUCUCUUUGCUAGCCUCCUCCUUGUGUGGCUUUUGUUGUAUCUAUUUAUAAAUUCGCAGGGGGACGUGAUAGUAAAUGUAAAUAUGCAUAGAUAAUCCAAAAAAAAAAAAAUGUAAAUCUAUAAGAAGAUGAGAACCGGUCAGCUUUUGUAACAACCUUCUGGCUGUACAUAGGUUACUGCUGCGCAUAUUGCCGGAUAACAAUAUUGUUAUGAGCA
Messenger RNA from Lycium barbarum (goji berry), 1658 nucleotides. Its product is annotated as autophagy-related protein 18a. The record is from RefSeq and is a predicted model, not a curated record. The transcript has 4 exons. Bases 106 to 1410 code for a protein of 434 amino acids. Gene Ontology annotation, biological process: protein localization to phagophore assembly site; nucleophagy; autophagy of mitochondrion. Lineage: Eukaryota; Viridiplantae; Streptophyta; Magnoliopsida; Solanales; Solanaceae. Gene Ontology annotation, molecular function: protein binding; phosphatidylinositol-3-phosphate binding; phosphatidylinositol-3,5-bisphosphate binding. Gene Ontology annotation, cellular component: extrinsic component of membrane; phagophore assembly site membrane; cytosol.